UGGCAACGCUGUCUCGAUACACCUCUCACAGUCAUUGAAAGCAUUGCCUUUUGCCACUGUCUAUAUUAAAAUGGCGGACAAGAGUCGGGUGUUGGAUCGUGACGGGAAGAUUCCAGAGAAUCAUGAAAAGGAGGGCAAGAGUAAAAGACCGGAUUUAUCUAAUUAUUGAAAAAUCAAUUUAAUUGGUCGUCAGAGCACCCCCACGACGUUCAUCUUUGCCCUGUGGCGGUGCGAAAAAACGAGAGGGAAAAAAGAAACAUCAGCCUUCCAAUUCCUCGAAGGAGAACAAUGAAAUAGUCCCCUUGGAUGGUGAAAUGCCUGGUGCAUGCAAUAUUUCCAUAAAGGAGAUUGAAAUGGCCAUGGAAGUUUUCAAAAUGCAACUCAAACCCGCUAAGACACAGGAGGAAGCUAUGCAGAAGGCUUAUCAAUUCUGGAGCACUCAACCAGUUCCCAGAAUGGAUGAAAAAAUUGUGGUUAAUGAACCCAUUGAACAGAAUAAAACGUCCAUCAGGCCCGAACCAUACUCUCUCCCCGAUGGCUUCCAGUGGGACACACUGGAUCUCGAUGAUCCAUUAGUCCUUGCAGAGUUGUACACGUUGUUGAGUGAAAAUUAUGUCGAGGAUGACGAUGCCAUGUUCAGAUUCGACUAUCCCCAGGAUUUUCUUAAAUGGGCAUUGCAGCCUCCCGGCUGGUGUAAAGAGUGGCACUGUGGAGUUCGUGUGAUAAAAAGUGGUCGAUUAGUCGGAUUUAUCUCGGCAAUUCCUGCCACUCUGCGUGUCUACGAUCACUCCCAAAAAAUGGUGGAAAUAAAUUUCCUCUGUGUUCACAAAAAACUUCGAUCCAAACGCGUAGCCCCAGUCCUAAUUCGGGAGAUAACGAGGCGAGUCAACCUUCUAGGAAUAUUCCAAGCUGUCUACACUGCUGGUGUCAUUCUACCAAAGCCCAUAGCCACCUGUCGCUAUUGGCAUCGUUCUCUCAAUCCAAAGAAACUCAUUGAAAUCAAAUUUUCACAUUUGUCACGUAAUAUGACGAUGCAGAGGACACUCAAGUUUUAUAAACUUCCUGAACAUCCCAAAGUGCCUGGAUUUAGAAAACUCGAGGCUAGAGAUGCCGUUCAAGCUUAUAAAUUGCUCAAUGAGUAUUUAGAAAAGUUUGAUCUGGCACCAAUUUUCAAUGAAGAGGAGUUUCGCCACUGGUUUACUCCCCACAAUGGCAUUAUAAACAGUUUUGUGGUCGAGAAUGACGGGAAAAUCACGGAUUUGGUGAGCUAUUACACUUUACCGAGCUCCGUGAUGCAUCAUCAAACGCACAAAACACUGAAAGCUGCUUACAGUUUCUACAAUGUCUCCACAAAAACACCGUGGAUUGAAUUAAUGACUGAUGCCCUUAUUUCAGCGAGAAACUUGGGCUUCGAUGUUUUCAAUGCCCUCGAUCUAAUGGACAACAAGGUAUUCCUGGAGGCCUUAAAAUUCGGUAUUGGCGAUGGAAACCUUCAAUACUACCUCUACAACUGGCGCUGUCCCAGCAUGACACCCAACAAAAUCGGUCUUGUCCUCCAGUAACUCAACAUACUGAAAUUAGUGACAAACCUGAUGCUUUUUUUUUUACUGCAAAUAUGAGUUCAGUGGAGUCCACGAGUUCGGUGGCUUGAGAAGAGUGGGAAAACAGUGAGGGGGCUGGGGGGGGGGGAGACUUCAUUUGACGAAUGGAGAGUAUUUAGUAGAAACAGAAGGGUGAAGAGUAUUUGCUUCGUAGCAAAGAACAAACUCAUUAUUUUAAUGAAAUAAUAGAUGAUAUUAUUUUUUUUUCUUCUACUUUUGAUUUACUUCGGAUUUUGAUGAUGAUUUUCCCGGGUAUUCACCAUUUUUUCCGCCGUUGUAUUCAAAAUUCUGCCAAAUCAUGAAAACUGGACGAUUUAUUAGAGAGUUGGUGAAUGAAAAAUAAAAAAUCGACAAAGCUAUUUGAACAA
Molecule: messenger RNA, 1969 nt
Organism: Diachasmimorpha longicaudata
Lineage: Eukaryota; Metazoa; Arthropoda; Insecta; Hymenoptera; Braconidae
Gene: Nmt
Product: glycylpeptide N-tetradecanoyltransferase 1
Exons: 8
Coding region: 315-1562 (415 amino acids)
Biological process (GO): N-terminal peptidyl-glycine N-myristoylation
Cellular component (GO): cytoplasm
Molecular function (GO): glycylpeptide N-tetradecanoyltransferase activity
Source: RefSeq, a predicted model, not a curated record